GCGACUUCACCGGUGGAGCACGUUCAAUGUUUCGGGCGUAAGAAGACGGCAGUUGCCGUGACACACUGCAAGCGCGGCCGUGGACUCAUCAAGAUCAACGGAACACCAAUCGAGCUGAUCCAGCCAGAGAUCCUCCGUUAUAAGGCCUGUGAGCCUAUCCUCCUUUUGGGCCGCCACCGCUUCGCCGGCGUAGACAUGCGCAUCCGUGUCAACGGAGGAGGUCACACAGCUCAAAUCUACGCCAUACGUCAAUCCAUCGCCAAGGCUCUCGUAGCCUUUUAUCAGAAGUUUGUCGACGAGCAAUCGAAGAAAGUGAUCAAGGACAUCCUCGUCCGCUAUGACAGGACAUUGCUUGUUGCGGAUCCAAGGCGCUGCGAGCCCAAGAAGUUUGGUGGACGUGGUGCUCGUUCCAGGUUCCAGAAAUCCUACCGUUGAUUGGCAGUUUGGAAGUCUAAUGCAAAGUGUUUGUGUUAUCUCGUUUAGUAAGCCGUCCGUUCAAGUUUUGGUUUAUCUGCUCUAAUGAACUUUUGAUUAUUUAUUUCAGCUUUUGUGGAACUCAGUCUGAAGUUUUAUAUUAUGCUUAUUCCGUUUGUCAUUUAAAAAAAAAAACUAA
Molecule: messenger RNA, 613 nt
Organism: Cuscuta europaea
Lineage: Eukaryota; Viridiplantae; Streptophyta; Magnoliopsida; Solanales; Convolvulaceae
Source: the annotation of a GenBank genome assembly